Molecule: messenger RNA, 498 nt
Organism: Gloeophyllum trabeum ATCC 11539
Lineage: Eukaryota; Fungi; Basidiomycota; Agaricomycetes; Gloeophyllales; Gloeophyllaceae
Product: cytidine deaminase-like protein
Exons: 1
Molecular function (GO): diaminohydroxyphosphoribosylaminopyrimidine deaminase activity
Source: RefSeq, a predicted model, not a curated record
CUAGCCCUUGAGGAGGCUGAGAAAUGUCAACCAACACCUACUGCUUUCUGUGUCGGCUGCGUUUUAGUAACUCGCUGGCCAACUGUCCAUGAUAAACCUAUUAUACUUGCGCGGGGUUAUUCGCGCGAGCUUCCUGGGAAUACCCAUGCGGAAGCUAAUGCACUAGCCAAAGCAGUGUCGAGUUGCGAAGAACUCUCCGAAGUGUUUACCUCUUCCACUCCUGGCGCGGUGGACAUACACGAACUUCUCAAGCAUACUGACGUGUAUACGACGAUGGAACCCUGCUCGAUUAGGACCUCGGGUCUGGCUCCCUGCGCGGACGCGCUUAUCGCAGUUGGGGUUCGACGGUGCUUCAUUGGCGUUGGCGAGCCGGAUGACUUUGUGAAGUGUGAAGGAGCUGACAAACUCAGGAAAGGGGGCAUUGAGGUUAUAUGGUUGAAAGGAUUGGAAAACGAGUGUUUGACAGUUGCCAGACGUGGUCAUCAGGAAUCAUCUUGA